UAUAUUUUACAUUUCUACUCAAUCUCACAUUGAGCCUUUAUAUAAAUUAUGUUGUCACAGUCCCUUACAUGGUAAUAUGUUAAUUUACUCCCUUUAUAGGAUGAAGAAUUCCAUUUGGAUCAAAUGCAACAUUAUCUAGACUCAGAUUUUGCUUAUUGGAAUCCCAAAUUGACAACUCCACCUAUGCUAUACUUUCUUAAUUACCCCUUUAUUGUGUUACUCUCCAAACUGGGUUUCAGCACACUCAUAGCCUGCAGAAUAAUCAACACGUAUAUAUUAUAUUUAAUUAUAGUUUUAUAUAUCCCUCUAUUACAUUUUUAGUUUUAUCGAAAUCCUUUUAAAAUACACAAAAGGCAUUAUUAUUUUCAAUUCUCCCAACAAUUUAUUUUUAUAACUUUCUGUUUUACACAGAUACCUUAUCAAUCACAUUGUUAUCCUUAUCUUUUCAAUUAUUGCAGUCAAAGUAUUAUUUCAUCUCUUCAAUUGUAAGUAUGAUCUAUUUAUUCUUAGUUUUCAUUAUGUUCCGUGAUGAGUAGAUAAACCANUAAAAUGAUUGAGAGUUAAAAAACUUUGCAUCAGAAACUAUCUAUAUUAGAAUAUCCAUAGAAUGAGUUUUUUGAGAUAUUAGAUUAAAAAGUGAGAGUGACAAAAAAAAGUUUCACUUGUUAGAUGGUAUCUGGAAUAUCUGAUGACAUACCUAAACACUUAUAGAAGUUCUAUAAGAAAAGACAUUUCUUAUUUAAAAAGUUUAAUGAGGGUAUACUUUUAGACGAAGAAUCUUGGUACUCUGUAAUACCUGAGGUUUGAGUUGACUAUCAUUUUAAGGUGAUGAGUUCCUACAUUGCGAAUAAACUAAAAAUAAGUUCUCCAGAAUCAGAUGUAGUAGACGGCUUCUGUGGGUCAGGAGGACUAGCCAUCCAAUUAGCCUAAUUAUUUAAGACAGUUAUUUGCAUAGACAUUGAUCCUAUGUAUAUUAAUUGCACUAUUCAUACAGAAAGAUAAACAAUAUCACGAAAAACUUACAAGUGUAUCAAUCUAUUGCCAGAGUAAUUUAAAUGAACUUUCUUGAGUAUUGUCAUAAUAACUAAGACUUUAUCCUUGUUAUGUGUCCACCCUGGUAUUAAUUGUUCUAUAUCUCUAGGGGAGGACUCAAUUACUUGCAUAAACCAUAUGAUUUAAACAACAUGAAGCCAUCUUUAUAAGAGUUACUAACCAAAGGUUUGCAAAUGACCGAUAAAAUUGUACUGUAGUUGCCAAAAAAUAUUGAUCUUUUACAAUUAGUUAAUAUAUUUAACAAUGUAACAGAUAAACUUAGACUAAAACUCAAGCCCUUAGAAAUUGAAAUGAUGUUCAUAAAUGAGUAAAUAAAUUAAUUAAUUAUUUACUAUGGGUUAUGAG
Molecule: messenger RNA, 1398 nt
Organism: Paramecium octaurelia
Lineage: Eukaryota; Ciliophora; Oligohymenophorea; Peniculida; Parameciidae
Source: the annotation of a GenBank genome assembly